Messenger RNA from Syngnathus typhle (broad-nosed pipefish), 1747 nucleotides. RefSeq names its product urotensin-2 receptor (gene uts2r1). Gene Ontology annotation, molecular function: urotensin II receptor activity. The record is from RefSeq and is a predicted model, not a curated record. Gene Ontology annotation, cellular component: membrane. The transcript is spliced from 4 exons. The coding region runs from base 489 to 1580 and encodes 363 amino acids. Lineage: Eukaryota; Metazoa; Chordata; Actinopteri; Syngnathiformes; Syngnathidae. Gene Ontology annotation, biological process: regulation of blood pressure; neuropeptide signaling pathway; blood vessel diameter maintenance.
CUACCUCACUCUCACUCACCCACCCACACACACACAAUCACACACACUCGAGUGGGAGCUUAAAUGCGAUCGUCAUUUCUCUGUCAUCUCCAGAUCAUUCAACAUGUUAUUUUUCUGAAGAUCCUGGAUAUUUUUUUUUUUUUCCUUCGCUCCUUCCACAUUCCAACUUUGCUGGGAAGCUGAAUCGAUGCAACAGAAGUUGUGAGACUGAUUUAAACCGGCACCUCGAAAACCAUUAAGAGAUUUUCAUCACUGGAUCAUUUGCUUUGUGUUCAUCGAGUCAAGUGGUUAAAAAAAAAAGAAAAAAAAAGAAUUCCAGUCACCUUUUUGUUCCACGUCAUGGAAACCUUGUAAACGCUGCUUUUAUGGAGUGUGAAAUUUUGGAUGCAUGAGCCAAGUUUGGAAGGAAAAAGUCAGACAAAAGCUGAUGGAACAGCUGCAACGUGCUGAAGGCUUCUUUCAAACAAGACAACACAGUAUCUUCAGAAAUGACCACCGUGUCCAUGGAGCCCGUCGGAGUCCUGGUGGAGAGGAGCACCAACGUCACCGAGCCCCCUCAGAGCGCUCAUGAGGACCCGGCGGCCACCUUCGCCAUUGGCACCAUUCUCUCCAUUAUGUUUCUCGUGGGAGUCUUGGGAAACAUCUACACCCUGGUGGUGAUGUGCCAUUCCAUGCGGAGCGCAGCUUCAAUGUACAUUUAUAUCAUCAACCUGGCUUUGGCAGAUCUCAUGUAUCUUCUCACCAUCCCGUUUGUGGUGUGUACGCACUUCCUGAAGCGCUGGUACUUUGGGGACGCCGGUUGUCGGAUCCUGAUCAGCAUGGACUUCCUGACCAUGCACGCCAGUAUCUUCACACUGACUAUCAUGAGCACAGAGCGCUACUUUGCGGUGCUCCGACCCUUGGAUACGGUCAAACGCUCCAAAAAGUAUCGCAAAGCCAUCGCGCUACUCGUUUGGGCCGCCUCGCUUAUCCUCACCUUACCCAUGAUUGUAAGCAUUCAGUUGAUGAAGGUGGGCAACAAGGCGAUGUGUCUUCCCACCUUGUCAUCGCUGUCCUACAAGAUUUACAUCACCUUCCUUUUUUGCACGAGCAUCGUCGCCCCCGGACUGAUCAUCGGCUACCUUUACAUCCAACUUGCUCGGACUUACUGGGUUUCACAAACGGUGACCUUCAAAACCACCAAUAAGCUUCCCAACCUGAAGGUUCUCUACUUGAUUUUCACCAUCGUGCUCCUCUUUUGGGCAUGUUUCUUGCCUUUUUGGAUAUGGCAACUCCUGGGUCAGUACCAUCCGUCACUGCCCCUGUCGUCCGCAGCCAAGCGCAACAUCAAUUACCUGACGACAUGUCUGACGUACUCCAACAGCUGCAUCAACCCCUUCCUAUACACACUGCUCACCAAGAACUACAAGGAGUAUUUGAGGAAGCACAACCGCUCGUGGUCAGCCGGGAGUUUUUUUGACAGGAGAGGCCGUACGCAGCGCUCGCCGCGCAGGUCACCGUCCGCGAGCAGUCAGCAGUGCACGGAGAGUUUCAUGCUCACGCACACGGCCUCCUUGCGGGCCCACAACAGCAGCUUGUGAGAUCUGACGGAAGUGCGCUGAAGGAAGACAAAGGACCAAAGAAGCACGUGGAAAUGGCUUGUUAUCUCUGUGAAAUUGACAGAAUAAAUAGAAGCGUGACAAAUGUAAUGGAUGUUUUUCGAACACACUUUCAUACGUGUGCUCACGAUGAACCUCUAUGUAUCGUC